AAAACCAAACGAAAAACUCUCUUUCAGCAUUUGGAAUUUGGAUCUCUCUAACACGGACGGACACGACGCUGAACUCGAUAGACUAGUUGGCUAAGCGGGCCAACUUCUUUUUGCUUUUGGAGCGAGUCGUAGAACUCCCAAAACUCAUUCUUACACAUAACCCCUGCACUUCCACCAAGGAUGUUCAAAAAGUUUUCAUCUGAAGAUGUUUCCUCACAGAACCAACUCAAGGCAUCUGUCCAGCGAAAAAUUCGCCAAAGCAUUGCAGAUGAGUACCCAGGACUUGAGCCAGUGUUGGAUGAUUUGCUUCCAAAGAAAUCACCUUUAAUUGUUUGUAAAUGUCAAAAUCAUCUGAAUUUGGUUCUAGUGAAUAAUGUUCCAUUGUUUUUCAAUAUUCGUGAUGGACCUUACAUGCCUACCCUACGACUUCUCCAUCAAUAUCCAAAUAUAAUGAAAAAACUACAAGUGGACAGGGGUGCAAUAAAAUUUGUCCUGUCUGGUGCAAACAUAAUGUGUCCUGGUCUUACAUCUCCUGGUGGUGCUUUGGAUGAGGAAGUGGAAGCAGAAACUCCUGUGGCCAUAAUGGCUGAGGGAAAGCGACAUGCUCUUGCUAUUGGGUUUACAAAGAUGUCAGCAAAGGACAUAAAGGCAAUUAAUAAGGGCAUUGGAGUGGACAAUAUGCAUUAUCUCAAUGACGGCCUUUGGAAGAUGGAACGUCUAGAUUGAGGACAUUCUGAGCGAGCGCAGCUGCGGUUCCAUCCAUGCAUAGGAUAAAGAAAGAACUUGAGAAGUUUUUUGUUUGAUCUUUCUGCUGCUUUUUUUCCCCCUCGAACUGUUUGUAUCCCUGCUGAAGAGUCAUGAACAUUUCUCAUAUGUUGUUUGUACAGUAGAGGAUCGACACAAUCAUAUAGAUAAACCAUUCUAUCAAUUCAAUGUUUUUCCAUUUUGUGGACAAUCUGGAAAUGAUAUUACAUGAAUUUGAUGCCA
Messenger RNA from Mangifera indica (mango), 987 nucleotides. RefSeq names its product malignant T-cell-amplified sequence 1 homolog. Gene Ontology annotation, molecular function: RNA binding. Gene Ontology annotation, biological process: formation of translation preinitiation complex. The record is from RefSeq and is a predicted model, not a curated record. The coding region runs from base 181 to 726 and encodes 181 amino acids. NCBI's taxonomy places the organism in Eukaryota, Viridiplantae, Streptophyta, Magnoliopsida, Sapindales, Anacardiaceae. The transcript is spliced from 8 exons.